AUGUCGUUAAAUGAAGAGAAAGAUGAAAGGCAUUCAAAUCAACCUGUGAUGCCCAGAAAAAUUCAAGAUGAGUUAGUUAAUGUAAUCCAGACGUCUUUAAACAAUAUAGCUGCACAAGUAAGUAACCUAAAUAAAUAUGCUGAAGACCUUUUUGGGAAACUAUCUAAAGAUGUUGAUGGGGUCUCUUGCAGACUUACAGCUUUACAAGAACACAUAAUCCAGUUAACUGAUAAUAAUAACAUUAAGGAUCCAAACACAGAAUUGUCAUUGAAAACUACAGAAUCAAGAAAGACAUUUGAAAGUACAACUACUCAAACACAGCAGGUACACUCCUUCAAGCCGUUACCUGUUAAAAUGUAUGAGAAACGAGAUGCUUGUGUACAGACAUCACCUCUCAAUAUUCCUACUCUUUGUUAUCAAGAUGAUACAGAAGGAUUGAAGAUUUAUCCUGAUACUUCGCAUUGCUUUGAACUUUGUAAAGAAAAUAUUAUAGCUAAGAGUAAAGAACAAAAGGGGGGAAAGCUCAAGCAAAAGAAGAAACACCUAGAUCAUCCCAACGAACCAGAAAGCAUGCCUCAAAGUCAACUGAUUGAAGAUGAAAUUUCAGUAAAGUACAUCCAAGCUGCUUGUGAAGAGGUCUCUCAUUCAUAUGUGAAUCAACCAACUGCAAGUACCUCAUUUUCCAUUUACGCAUUUAAUGAAAUUGGUAAGCAUCUAACAAGAGCUGUAGGAAAAGUGUUAUCCAGCCCUCUACAUCUGCCAGUGAAUGGAACCAGAGACCUAAAAAAUUCACUUACCCACGUCAGUUAUGGAACAGGAAGGGGAAAAGAGUUUCAACCUCAACCUAAAGUUCGUCCUAAAACAGUGGUGUUUGUGAGCCCCACAGCACCAUCUUCACCACCUCCAUUACCACCUGAUUGGUUAGCUCUAACAAGAGCCUCAAAGAUGGAAAAUACUUCCUCAAUUAUACAUUUCCCAUCUCAGCUUCCAUCACCUGUUUUUAGAGCUCCAGUGGCAGCAUCACCUCUUGAUUGCCUGCAGACUACUCCUGAGGCAGCUUUUCCAAUCAUUCCUCCUAAAACAGACUUUUCUCCUCCAGUACCUGAGCCUUUCCAAUAUUACCAACUGACAACAGAUAAUACACUCCCGCUAGAUGAAGAUCAGAGAAUGUCUCCACCUCUAUCUCCUUUUCCAGUAACCUCACGUAGAAUUGAAACAGAAGACACAGAUAUACUUACAGAAGACACAGUUACAGUUAGAGAAGACACAGUUACAGUGGUCACAGUUACAGAUCUAGUGGACUGUGCUUCAGUUACACAGUCACCAACAUCUUUAGUUUUUCCAUCUACCAGGUCUUCUUUUGCUCAAUCAUCAAGACCUUCAGUUGCAAAAUCACAGAGACCUUUAGUUUCAUCAACACCAAGAUCUUCACUUUCACCACCAAGAUAUCUGAUUCCACCACGAACAAGAUCUUCAAUUGCACCAUUACCGAGAUCUUCAACUCCACAAACAUCACGAAGUUCAGUUCCACUAUUAUCUGCAUGUCCACAAGCAUCAAGAUCUUCAGUUCCAUCACCAAAAUUUUCAUUUACCCAGUCACCAAGAAGUUCAGUUGCUACAUUCCCUCAGGCUCCAACAGUGUCCCAAUCUUCACCAGCUCCAGUUAGCCUUGAUUUAAAACUAUCUUCAGCAACUUCACCAAUAUUCAGUAAAGCAAGGAGUACCCUGAUGGAAGCAAUUAGAAAAGGUGUUCAUUACGCAAAACUAAGGAUCAGGUGUAGUGAAAUACAAAAUGUAGAACUCUAG
Cynocephalus volans (Philippine flying lemur) is the source of this 1806-nucleotide messenger RNA. RefSeq names its product actin-binding protein WASF1-like. The transcript has 2 exons. NCBI's taxonomy places the organism in Eukaryota, Metazoa, Chordata, Mammalia, Dermoptera, Cynocephalidae. The coding region runs from base 1 to 1806 and encodes 601 amino acids. The record is from RefSeq and is a predicted model, not a curated record.